UCUACCCCCAGUCAUUUGUGGAGCCAACCCCCGUUCUGCUAAGACGCAAAUUGGUACCAAACCAAUUUCCCUAGCCCUACCCUCCGGAGCACUCCUGAUGUUCGCCGGCCGUCCGUGAAGGUAGGUUGCCGUCGUGAUCCAGCCCUGCAACCCCUGUUCGGUGACGGAUCAUGGCUGCUUCGUGGAGCGCAGCGUCCGUUGUCUCUGCAUCUGGAGGUGAUUUUCAGGAAGGGUCCGUUUGGUUGCCGUCGUUGGGUUCCCCUCUGCCUUCAGCGGUCGGCUCGGUUCCCAUUCUUUGCCGCCAUCGAUCGAUCGGCCUUCACCAGUCGCGUAAGUCGCUGUUGAACGUUGGAGGUCGCCUAAGCGUUUGCGCGGAAGCCACGUUGCUCUCCCCCGACGGCUGGGUCGACACCGCGAGCCACCCCCGCAUGUGGUACUGGUAGCUUAUGUCGCCUCCGUGAGUUUCCCAAACCCGCCACCCGACAUUACACCCACGCAGCACCAAUACCCUGCUUCAACGUCGACAACUUCCAAUUAGCAACACAAGAGGUAACAGUUUGAUUUGGUAGUUGAUUCGUUCGAACACUAGGGAGGCCGAGCUUAAGCACUUCCGAGCAAGUCGUCAACCGGGAGGAAGAGCUUUACGUCGGCCAAGGUCAAACACCGCGGCGGGAAUACCUGCAAAAGAUACUCCGACGCUCAAGUUAGUAAUAAUCUCAGAGAAAAGAGAGAGAGUAAUUAAGUGAGAGUGAAAUAAGUGAAUAUGAGAACUGAUAGUGGAACCUGAUUUUAGCCGAGACUAUUAGUCCGGAUUUAUAGGGAUUGUUUUACCGUUUUCAUAUGGAUAAGUCCUAGUUUAUAGGUUGGUUAUGAUAUUCUGUUUAGGUGCUAUAAACCAGCUGAGCACGUUUCUUAUUUUCAGCUGGGUGAUGCUGCUUCGGUCCUGAUCACGUGCUGAGCUUUUCGGACGGCUGAUACGGGACCGAGCUUUAUGAUGCACGUGCCGAGCUUACUGUGCAACCGAGGAUAAGGGUGACGUAUCAUAACCCCCAAGCUUGCCUUGGUGUGGACAGGACUAAGGCGAGCUUUCGGACCAAGAAUACUGUAAUCCUCGGUUGCCGAGUUUCGUUUGUCGCCUAUGGUCCUUGUAGCCCCCGAGCUCGGCUUAGUUCUGCUGAGAAUGCAGAACGUUUUUAAAUGGCUUCAAAUUUUGCGCCAUUGAUGUGAUUGAUGUGAAAACCGCUCCGCUUCUCUAGGCACCCCUGUCCAUUGGAUUCUGCAGUGGAUUUAAUGUCUCCCUCUUUUUUGCCACUCUGAAUUAAAUGUAUAGGGUGAGUAACCGUUUCUUUUGUGUGACUUAUGUUACUUGUACAUUCUUUUUCUUUUCCAACUACUGUAUUGUGGGAUUAAGGUCAUUUUCUUCUCCGUGUCUGAAAAAUGAGCAAGCAAGGUCAGUGUUGACUCUUUUCUUCUUUUGUCUUCAUCUUCUUGCUUUUUUCUUUCCUUGUUUCUGAUGGAGAAAUAUAAUGUGGGUAGUUUGUAUGACUGGGUUGACGUUAGAGUAAGAGAACGCAAGUCCCAAUUUGAUGAUGAAGAAUCUGUGAAGCUAUUGGGGUCGGGUUUUUGGGUUAGGCCUGGUAAUAAUAUUAGGGUUGAGUUGUUACCUUGUGGUAAGGAGGAUCGUGUUUGUGACCGACUAGAUGAUUGGUCUUAUUUUUAUAUGUAUAGUUGCCUUUUUACUGAACUGGGGGUGAAGCUUCCUUUCACUGAGUUUGAGUGUGGGGUUCUGUACUGGCUGAAUUGUGCCCCGACGCAACUUCACCCUAACUCUUGGGGCUUUGUUCGGGCGUUUGAGGUAUUGAUGGAGCUGUUAGACCGUUUGCCAUCUCUUAGGCUAUUUUUCUCUUUAUUUCAGGCGAAAGGGGUGAAUAGGGGUUUGUGGGUGAAUCUUAGUAAUUAUCCUCGUCGGGCAGUGUUUGGUCUGUACAAAUCUUCAUUUAAGGACUUUAAAUCGAUGUUUGUUAAAGUUAGGAGUGUGCCUGAGGAGUUUCCUUUUUACCUGAACGAGCAUUUAGUUGAAAGGUUUCCUUUAUUUUGGUGUGCCGAGCCUUACCAGGCCCUGGAUGUAGAUGAUAGGUUACUGGAAGAUGAUAUUGUUAUGGAUUUCUUGUUUAAGUCUCUGGGUCCAAAGGGUUUGUUGUCAGUUGCCGAGAUGUUGAAGUGGGAUACCAAUAGGCAGGCUGUUUAUGAUCAUAUAGCUGAGAGGGCUCCUGCGAUUACCACUGCCGGGUUGAAGUCUUAUUUCAAUCAGCGUAGGAAAAGCGAGAGAGAAGUUUCAUCUAACGUGGGGAAAGGGCCUGCUGCUGUGGUAGCCCAGUAUGGUCCUGGGCCGAGGUCUAAACGAAAGAGAGGUCAAGCUAAGGGUAGUCUUGCCGAGGUAUUGGAUGGUAAGGGAGAGUCAUCGCUGAUACUUCAAGCGGUUGAGUCUACGUAUGAAUCGCAGAAGAGACUUCACGGGUAUGAUGAGAAUGAGCAUGGCCGAUCCUUAUGGGCGAAGCUCUAUCCUUUUGGUGUUAUGGCUGAUGAACUUUGCUGUUUUCCGGGCGAUAUGAAAAUGAUUGAUGAGGUGGGCCGUGCUGGCGUCAGUCGAUUUCUUCAGGUUAUUGGUGCUCGGGUCGUCGCCAUUGGUCGGUCUCAUGAGCUCGCCUUAGAGCGGGAGAAAAAAGAAGCUACACAUCUGGAGGAGUUGUCUGAAAUUAUCCAGAAAAAAGAUGAUAAAAUUGUUGAGCUGUCUUCCUCCAUUGAGAAGAGAGAGCUUAAAUUUGCUGAGGAGCGGAAACUGCACGAGGCUUCUUUGAAGAACACGAAGUCUGAGGUCGAUCGGUUGUCUACUCGGAUCAAAGAGUUAGAAGGCGGGGUUUAUAAGGCCUUUGCCCAAGGGUUUGACCGCGCUGUUUCUCAAGUCAAGGUGUUGUAUCCCGAGGCUGAUCCUUCAAAGCUCGAUGUUAUGAAGGUUGUUGUUAAUGGAGAACUUAUGGAAGAUGAAGGUGCUGCUGGAAGUGAGAGUGAGGGAUCCAGCAUAGGUGAUAAGAUAGAGUAGUUUUUUAGUAUUUGUCUUGUUAAUGCUUGUAGUAUCUUUGGAGCUUGUUGCUAUUUUGUUUUUGAACUUUUUUCUGAAUGUUUAACAGUGAUGUUUUGUGUUCCGAGUAUAUAGCUCGGUUUGAAACAAAUAGCUUUGAUUAAUGUGAUAUAUAUUUUGGUUAGACUAUAGUGGUGUGCCGUUAUGAGAAAAUGACUGUUUUGUGUUUACUGACGGUGGUUGAAACCACUCUUUGUUUGAUUGAUCUGUUGAUUAGGAUAGUAGAGGCUUUAAUGUACUGUUUUGAUGAUCCCUUAGGAUUCGAUCGAAAUAACUUGUUUGUUGUAUUUACAUGUGCUUCUCCGAGUAUUAUUAUCGGAAUGCGCGCGUUGUUCUCCGAGUAUAAAGCUCGGAUUAAUUUUAAAUAUUCAUUUGUUAGAAUGCGUGGUAGGGACCAAUGUAGAAAAUGUUAGUAUGUACUUGUCCGAGUAUUAUGCUCGGCAUGCGCAUGUUGAAUUCCGAGUAUGAAGCUCGGAUUAGUAUGUUCGUUGGGAAAAGCUUUGACUUGUUUUUGUGGUGGAGGUUUUCCGAGGAAUAAGCUCGGCUCGUGAUGUUAGGGUUCCGAGGAUUAUGCUCGGAUUAUUUGAAGUGUUUACUAACUGAAAUGUAUGCUAACUGUCAAAAUGAGAACCGUUUUGAUUGCACAUUAAGUUGUAUGGGUACAAUGAUUUGUUGCGUCCGGCCUCGUUAAAACCCUCUCCAAGUAAAACCCAUGUAUUUUGGGAGAAAACCUUCGGAUGGAAAAAAGAGUACCAUCAUUCGCAAAUUACAGACUACAUCAUGACUGAUAUUUCCUUAGGGAGGAGAUGUUCCAUGUCCCUGGAAGUUGAUCUCCUUGAAGGGUUUCGAGCUUGUAAGCCCCCUUUCCGAGAUUUUGGAGUACUCGGAAAGGCCCUUCCCAGUUUGCCGCCAAUUUGGCGUGUGCCGGAGGUUUCCGGGCUUCUUUUGUGCGUCUGAGUACGAGGUCUCCAUUGUUGAAAGACCUAUGAACUACUUUUUUGUUGUGUCUCUGCUCUAGGUAUUGUUUUCUGGCUCGCUGCUUUAUGGCGGAAAUGUCUCUUUCUUCUUCUACAAGGUCCAAUUCGGCUGUCCGAGCUUGUAGGUUAUUAGAUUGAUCAUACAGCUCGGUCCUUAAUGUUGGGACACUGACCUCUACUGGAAUAAGUGCUUUCGCGCCAUAUACCAAUUUGAAAGGAGUCUCUCCUGUGGUAGAUUGAAUGCUGGUAUUGUAACUCCAUAGAAUUUCUGGAAUGAGGUCGGCCCAUUCUCCCUUAGCGUCACCGAGCUUUUUCUUUAAUCCCUGCAAGAUAAUUCUGUUAGCUGAUUCAACUUGUCCGUUAGUUUGCGGGUGCUCUACUGAGCUGAAAUGAUGUUUGAUGUUAAAGUUUGUUAGAAAGGCAGCGAGCUUAUGAUCUGUAAAUUAUUUCCCGUUAUCCGAGAUUAUCUCUCUUAGGAUACCGUAUCUGCAUAUGAUAUUUUUCCAUAAAAAAGAUCGUACUUUUUCUGCCGUUAUGUGUGCUAGUGGCUGUGUCUCUAUCCACUUAGAGAAAUAAUCUAUUGAAACCAAAAGGAACUUUACCUGGCCUGGCGCUUUCGGGAAAGGUCCGAGGAUAUCUAAUCCCCACCUAUCGAAAGGCCAGCUUACCUCUAUGGUAUGGAGUUCUUCGGCCGGGGUCUCCGAGAGGGUGGCGUGCUUUUGACAAUUAUCACAUGCCUUGACUUUGGAGAUGCAGUCCCGUUUUAUUGUCGGCCAAAAAUAUCCUGUUCGCAGGAUCUUUGCUGCUAAAGCUCGGCCGCCAAUAUGGUUGCCGCAGACUCCUUCAUGUGUUUCGGCCAUGACAUCCUCGGCCUCCUCCCAGCUGAUGCAUUUAAGGAGUGGUCGGGAGUGUCCUCGUCUGUACAAAGUGUUUAUUAGCACUGUAUAGAAGCUUGCUCUUCUUCGGAAGAGCGGCAAGUUCGGCUCGUCAUUUGGCAUAGUGCCUGUGUUGAUGUAAUCAAGAAAAGGUGUUCGCCAAUCUGGGACCUGUGUAAUACUCAGAAUUGUAUCCUGCUCAAAACUUGGUUUGUCAAGUGUUAGCUGGGACAGUGCCGAUGUGUUUUCGGCUUGCCGAGUUGUGGCUAACUUAGAUAACACAUCGGCCCUGGUGUUUUGUUCUCGGUUUACAUGAAUAAUAUCAAAUUCUUUAAAUUUUGAAAUUAGAUCCUUUGUUAUGAGCCAAUAUUUCUCUAACAAAGGAUCUUUUACCUGGAAUUCGCCCUUUAUUUGAUGUACCACUAACGAAGAAUCGCAGUAGGCUGUUAUUCGAGGUAUUUGCAGUUGUAGGGCGAGCUUUAGUCCAGCGAGUAGGGCCUCAUAUUCUGCCUGAUUGUUACUUGUGUUAAAGCGGAAUUGUAGUGAUUGCUCGGCCACCACUUUAUCUCCUUCCUUUAGUAGAAUUCCUGCUCCACUGCCCUCUUUGUUUGACGCUCCAUCCACAUGCAUGCUCCAACUGACCUCUGUAUAUUAUGUAUCGUUAGUUAUUUCUGAUAUGAAGUCGGCUAGCACCUGUGACUUUAGUGUCUUUCUUGGUUCGUAUUGAAUAUCGAACUCAGAGAGCUCGAUCUCCCAUUUUAUUAGUCUACCGGCGAGCUCGGGUCUGGUUAGUAUCUGCCUUAGCGGUUGGUCUGUUCGUACUAUGAUUGUGUGGCUCUGGAAGUAGUGUCGCAGUCUUCUUGCCGUGGUGACUAGAGCCAGCGCCAAUUGUUCUAUCUUCGGGUACCUUGUUUCUGUUGGUUGUAGCACCCUGCUGAUGAAGUAUACUGGGUUUUGCUUUCUUCCUGUUUCUAUUACUAAUACCGAGCUUAUAGCGUGGUUAGAUACUGAUAGGUAUAAACACAAUGGCUUACCUGUCUCUGGUUUUUGGAGGAUUGGUGGUGAUGUUAGGUUCUGUUUGAGCUCGGUAAAAGAGUUCUCACAUUCGUCUGUCCAGGUGAACUUCUUGCCUUUAGAGAAUGUCUGAAAGAAAUGAUAAGAUCGGUUUGCCACUGCUGGUAGGAAACGAGAUAAGGCAGCUAUUCGUCCUGCUAGUUGUUGGACUUCUUUUAUCGUCUUUGGGCUUGUCAUGUUCAGUAUGGCUUUACAUUUUUCUGGGUUGGCUUCGAUGCCUCGUGAGGUUAGCAUGAAUCCGAGGAAUUUCCCUCCUUGGACUCCGAAAGCACAUUUGUCCGGAUUAAGUCUCAUGUUGUAUGCUCGGAUUUGUCUGAAUAUUUCUACCAAGUCAUCACAGUGUGACCCUUGUGCUGGUGUUUUUGCUACCAUAUCAUCUACAUAGACUUCCAUAUUCCGGCUUAUCUGCUGUUGGAAUACUUUGUCCAUUAACCGUUGAUAUGUAGCACCUGCAUUCUUUAAGCCAAAAGACAUUACCUUGUAAAAAAAAUUUCCAUGUUCUGUUAUAAAAGCCGUUUUGCUUUGGUCUUCUGGGUGCAUCAGAAUCUGGUUAUAGCCAGAGUAUGCAUCCAUAAAACUCAAAGCUUUGAAACCAGAGGCGUUAUCAACUAAUUUAUCAAUGCAAGGCAAUGGGUAUGCAUCUUUAGGACAUGCUUUAUUUAAGUUUGUAAAGUCGACGCACAUGCGCCAUUUACCUGAACUCUUCCUUACCAUUACUACGUUGGACAACCAUGUGGUGAAGCGAAUUUCUCUGAUAAAACCUGCAUUGAGGAGCUUCUGGGUUUCUUCGAGUGCUGCUUGUCUUUUCUCCUCUCCGAGGUUUCUUUUCUUCUGUGCAAUUGGUCGGAUUGUUUUGUCAAUUGCUAGCUUGUGGCAGAUGACUUCUGGGUUUAUCCCGUGCAUGUCAUCUGGUGUCCAUGCGAAAAGGUCGGCGUUCUUACGCAGUAUGUGAAUGAGUCUUGCUCGGUCUGCCCCUUCUAACGCUUCUCCAACAUAUGUGCAUUGUUUCUCGUCUGCUGUUAAUGUUACCUGUUGAAGAUUGUCCAUUGGCCGAGGUCUUUCACCGAGAUCUUUCCUAGGGUCUAGGUCAGCCAGUGUCACAGAGUUGGCAGACGUGUGGAUUGCUUGAACCUGGGGUCGAGCUUCCUGUUUUGUUUGGACUGGUUUUAGACCGGUGUUGUAGCAUUGCCGAGCUUCUCGAUGAUCGGCGUACACCGUAGCGAUCUUGUUUUCCUGCACUGGAAACUUGGCACACAGAUGUAAUGUGGACACCACUGCUCUGAAUGUAUUCAGGGCGGGUCUCCCAAGUAUAAUAUUGUAAGGGCUGUAACAGUUUACUAUUAGGUAUUGAAUAUCAAUUGACUUUGACAUAUGGAUUUCUCCCAUUGUGGUAUUUAGCCAUAUAUGUCCCAUGAUGGGGACUCUCUCUCCGGAGAACCCAAUUAGCUCUCCGGAGGAAGGUUGUAUCAAUUUUUCAGAUAAUUUCAUUUUUGUAAAGGUAGCGUAAAAUAAAACAUCAGCGCUACUACCUGGAUCUAAUAAUGUCUUUCUUACCAACAGUUCUCCGAUUUGGAUUGAAAUUACCACGGGGUCGUCGAGGUUAGGGCUUGCCGAUUUGAAAUCUGCUUGGUUGAAGGAUAUUGUGACAUCUGAUCCCUUGUCUUUCCUUGGUUGUAUGGUUCCUUCGAUUGCUAGCAUUGCUCUGUAGCUUCGUUUCCUGGCCGACCUUGUCUCUCCUCCGCCUGCGAAUCCUCCUGAUAUGUGGUUAAUGACUCUUCUUGGUGGAUCAGGAGUCGUCCUCUCUUUUUUGUCGUCGGCCUUUGCCUGCUCUAUCCUGUCCGAGUUUCCUCCUCUGCCCUUCCGCGUCUCGAUAUAUUUGUCCAAGAGCCCUUGGCGUGCUAGCCUUUCCAGGAGGUCCUUUGCGACGAUGCAGUCAUCCGUAGUGUGACCGAACUUUCGGUGGAAAGCACAAUGCUUUGUCUUAUCCACGAACCUUUGAUCCUGGUAGUUCCCUGCUCGGGCUGGUGGCUUUAUGAUUCUGGCGUUGAGGAUUUCUCUGAUGAUGUUUUCUCUUCUGGUAUUGAAUCUGGUGUAUGUGUUGUACUUUGAAGCGGGUUUGGAAGGUUUCUUACUGUCCCUGUUGCCUGGCGAUCUGAAAGUUCUUUCUUCGUCUUUCCGACUUGGUUGUUUGUCCGAUUUUUGGGCUUCUCGGAGUUCUUCAAUCUCCAUUUGUCCUGCCGCCCUUUCUCGGAACUCCUCUAGCGUCUUCGGCUUUGUUAUAGCGAUGGUCUCCCGAAAUUUGCCGGGCCUGAGACCGGCCUUCAGAGCGUGUAGGUGGACGGCUGGGUCCAAGUCCUGGAUCUCCAUAGUGGCAUCCGCGAAUCUGGUCAUGUAGUCUUUCAGGCUCUCGUGCUGGCCUUGUUUGAUGGUGUCGAGAUAGUCCGAUCCGUGUACGUAGAUUCUUGACGCGGCAAAGUAAUCGAUGAAUGAUCUGGCAAGAUCUUCGAAGGAGGAAAUUGAUCCUUCAGGGAGUUUAGAGAACCAGAGUAAUGCAGCACCGUCGAGGUAGGUAGGGAAUGCUCGGCAAAGGACGGGCUCGUUCUUAGGGCCGUUGAAAAACAUCAUUGAUUGGAACUUCUUUAUGUGGGCUCGGGGGUCGCCGAACCCUUUGUAUGGCUCCAGUGCGGUUGGGAGAGUAAAGUUUUUUGGCAUCUGAUAAUUUGUGAUCUCUUCGGAGAAGGGGUUGUCGAGGGUGAGCUUCUCCUUUGGCGGGGCAAUGUUCAAAGGGUCUGUAGCACCUUGAGCCGAGUUUUUGGAGCUUUCUCCAUUGUUCUGCAUAGACAACUCGGCUAUUCUUCGUACUUCCGCCUGCAGCUCGGCAAUUCGAGCCAGGAGGUCAUCCUGUGAAAGUUGUGGACUUUCCUUGUCAGCCAUGUUCGAGGAUCGGGAAUCCUGCAAAAUAGGGUAGAAGACUAAACAAAGGAAAAAGUGGGGUUAGAAGUAUCGGGCCCCACGGUGGGCGCCAAGUGAUUCGUCCGAACACUAGGGAGGCCGAGCUUAAGCACUUCCGAGCAAGUCGUCAACCGGGAGGAAGAGCUUUACGUCGGCCAAGGUCAAACACCGCGACGGGAAUACCUGCAAAAGAUACUCCGACGCUCAAGUUAGUAAUAAUCUCAGAGAAGAGAGAGAGAGAGAGUAAUUAAGUGAGAGUGAAAUAAGUGAAUAUGAGAACUGAUAGUGGAACCUGAUUUUAGUCGAGACUAUUAGUCCGGAUUUAUAGGAAUUGUUUUACCGUUUUCAUAUGGAUAAGUCCUAGUUUAUAGGUUGGUUAUAAUAUUCUGUUUAGGUGCUAUAAACCAGCUGAGCACGUUUCUUAUUUUCAGCUGGGUGAUGCUGCUUCGGUCCUGAUCACGUGCCGAGCUUUUCGGACGGCUGAUACGGGACUUACUGUGCAACCGAGGAUAAGGGUGACGUAUCAGUAGUGGUUUGGACUUUCUUCAUAGAUAGAAUUAAAGAAUAAAACAUAUAUGUUCUUUUCCCUUUGAAAUUGAUAUUAAGCUCUGAAUUUCGUAGUUUUGGAAACAUGUGGCUGCACUGCAGGGGUUCGAUGUAUUCCUUUAACCGCAUCUCUGGUUGGUUUUCUAAUUUAUAGCUUUUAGUUUUAGAAAGCUAGUAAGUUGAAUGCAUGUGAAGGUAGAAUGAGUCGAUCUUAGUUAUCAGGAAAUUGUAGCUGCACAAAUAGCAUCUUUGCGAAAAACAUAUUAGCAUGAUGAUUCCACUUGCAUCAGCUCCUUCCUGUGAGGUUUAACUGUAAAUGUGAACUGGUUAAUUUGGCAAUUGUUCUUGUACUGUUGGUUUGGACCUAUAUUUAAUUUUUUUUUUGUGAUUCUCUUCAUAUGGAACUGGUAACGGGAUAAUGGGCAAAAUUGUUGGGGUACAAUUUUUUUUGUUAACGGAUUGGAUUGUUGUGUGGUAACCUGGUAGAUUUUUUAUUGAGGUCUUAUUCUUGAUUAUUUGGGCAGUUAUUGUUCCGGUUUAGGUGUUGUGUUUGAGAUUAUUGGGGGACUUUGGUGAUCAGGAAUUUAUGGUAUGUGUCUUGGUGUCUUUCUGUCAAAGCAGAGAAACAGUGCAUUAUUUUGUUGUUUUCAUUUUUGUUUUGUUUCAGAUAUCAAUUUUUUUCUCAUCAUUGCUCAAAUUGUGGGUGCUGUUUUGCUGGUUUUGUUGUGUUUAUUUUCCGUCGGAAAUGCAUUUUAUGUGAUGAAUGCCGAAAUUCUGAAGGGUUGGCGGCUGUUUAUGUUUAGUUAAUAGGAAUCAACUAUCUCUGAUUGAUUUUUAAAUUCCGAACCUCGUUCUACUGCUUGUGUUGUCUGUGAAAUCAAUUUUGUGUUUGUGUUGCAUUUUGUGAAUGAUCGGGUGAAGCAUAUAAGAACUUAGAAUGAAAACUAUGUCAAUAGUAUUACUCUGGUGGGUGUAGUCUCCCACAAGCUUGAAUAUACUUUUGAGGAGCGAAUCGUCUCUGUUUUUUUAUUAGCAUAUGUUUGGGCAUUGCAUUUCAUUGUAAUUUGUGAAGGAAGUCUCGUUAGCUUCCCCUCUCGAAUAAACCCUCACAGCCCCUUCGUUGGAACUUUCACUUUCGUUUUCAAUUUGAAGUAAUAUCUCUCGGUUGGUCUUCCCAAAAUUUUCGGCAUUUAAUUACUUAACCCAUGUAACCAUAUCUAUUCCAUGACUCUUUUAUCCACGUGUACUAAAUUUAAAACCAAUUCACAUACUAACAACAAUCAUGCCAUCUUAGUGAAACCAACUGUAAACCUCAUGGCCAA
Messenger RNA from Arachis stenosperma, 10885 nucleotides. RefSeq lists its product as uncharacterized. The record is from RefSeq and is a predicted model, not a curated record. The transcript has 3 exons. Bases 1514 to 3100 code for a protein of 528 amino acids. Lineage: Eukaryota; Viridiplantae; Streptophyta; Magnoliopsida; Fabales; Fabaceae.